Messenger RNA from Lachnellula hyalina, 750 nucleotides. It is a transcript of the gene maiA, whose product is annotated as Maleate isomerase. NCBI's taxonomy places the organism in Eukaryota, Fungi, Ascomycota, Leotiomycetes, Helotiales, Lachnaceae. The record is from RefSeq and is a predicted model, not a curated record. The transcript has a single exon. The coding region runs from base 1 to 750 and encodes 249 amino acids.
AUGCCACCUAAAGUAAUCCGCCUCGGAAUACUCGUUCCCUCCUCAAACACGGCUCUCGAGCCUCUCACGACAUCCCUCCUGGCCAGCAUCAACGCCUCCCUCCCCAACACCCCCAACUUCACCGCGCACUUCUCCCGCUUCCCCGUCACAACGAUCUCGCUCUCCCCCACUGGCCUAGCACAAUUCGACCUCGCGCCCAUCCUCUUCGCGGCCUCGCUGCUCGCGCACGCAAACGUCGAUAUCAUCGGGUGGUCGGGCACGGCUGCAGGCUGGUUGGGGUUCGAGAAAGAUGCCGAGCUAUGUGCGAGGAUUGAAGAGGAGACGGGCAUAAAGGCUACGACGAGCGUGUUGGCGUUGAAUAAAGUGUUAGGGCUGUGGGGUGUGGAGAGACUGGGGUUGGUGACGCCGUAUCUGGAUGAUGUGCAGGCGAAGAUUGUGGAGAAUUAUGGGAAGAUUGGGGUGCAGAUUGUGGGGGAGAAGCAUUUGAGGGUUGAGAAGAACAGUGCUAUUGCUGAUAUUGGAGAGGAAGUGCUGGAUGGGAUGGUGCAGGACGUUAUUGGUGUUGAUGGAGUGCAGGCGGUGACUACGUUUUGUACCAAUCUAAUUGCGGCACAACGAGUGAAGUUUUGGGAAGAGAAGCAUGAUAUUCCGGUAUUUGAUACAGUUACUACUGUUGUUUGGGAUAUGUUGAGGGAACUUGGAGUUGAUAUGAGUGGUGUUGAAGGGUGGGGAAUGAUUUUCAAGAAAUGA